AUGCCAAGCUAUGUGAAAUUCCUCAAGGACAUUCUAGCCAACAAGAGAAAGAUCAAAGAAAAUGAAACAGUUGCACUAACAUACGAGUGUAGCGCUUUGUUUCAAAAUAAUCUCCCUGCUAAAAUGAAGGAUCCUGGGAGUUUUACAUUACCCUGCACCAUAGGAGGGAAUAUGGUCGAGAAUGCAUUGUUUGAUUUGGGGGCGAGCAUAAAUUUGAUGCCCUCGUCAAUCUUUAAGAAGAUAGACAUCGGCGAAGCUAGACCAACCACGAUUACAUUACAAUUAGUCGAUAAAUCAAUAAAGCUUCCAGAGGGCAAGAUAGAAGAUGUUUUCGUACAGGUAGACAAGUUUAUCUUCCCCGCAGAUUUUGUUAUAUUGGACUAUGAGGCAGAUAGAGAAAUCCCUAUCAUCCUAGGACGCCCAUUUCUAGCCACAGGGCGAGCAUUGAUCGAUGUACAGAAGAGAGAAUUGACCAUCUAG
Molecule: messenger RNA, 480 nt
Organism: Benincasa hispida (wax gourd)
Lineage: Eukaryota; Viridiplantae; Streptophyta; Magnoliopsida; Cucurbitales; Cucurbitaceae
Source: RefSeq, a predicted model, not a curated record